Molecule: messenger RNA, 1237 nt
Organism: Lipotes vexillifer (Yangtze River dolphin)
Lineage: Eukaryota; Metazoa; Chordata; Mammalia; Artiodactyla; Lipotidae
Gene: GLRX3
Product: glutaredoxin 3
Exons: 11
Coding region: 27-1031 (334 amino acids)
Biological process (GO): intracellular iron ion homeostasis
Cellular component (GO): cytosol; nucleus
Source: RefSeq, a predicted model, not a curated record
GAUUGCUUUUGUCUGGCGGCGGCAGCAUGGCGGCGGGGGCGGUUGAGGUGGCGGCUGCUGUUGUGGAGGUCGGCUCAGCCGGGCAGUUUGAGGAGCUGCUGCGCCUCAGAGCCAAGUCCCUCCUUGUAGUCCAUUUCUGGGCACCAUGGGCUCCACAAUGUGGUCAGAUGAACGACGUGAUGGCAGAGCUAGCCAGAGAACACCCCCAGGUUUCAUUUGUGAAGUUGGAAGCUGAAGCUGUUCCUGAAGUGUCUGAAAAAUACGAAAUUAGCUCUGUUCCCACCUUUCUGUUUUUCAAGAAUUCUCAGAAAAUGGACCGAUUAGAUGGUGCCCACGCCCCAGAGUUGACUAAAAAGGUUCAGCGACAUGCGUCUAGCGGCUCCUUCCCACCCAGUGGUAAUGAGCACCCAAAGGAAGACCUCAGCCUUCGCCUGAAGAAGUUAACGCAUGCUGCCCGCUGCAUGCUGUUCAUGAAGGGAACGCCUCAGGAGCCGCGCUGCGGUUUCAGCAAGCAGGUGGUGGAAAUUCUUAACAAGCAUAAUGUUCAGUUUAGCAGCUUCGAUGUCCUCUCAGAUGAAGAAGUUCGUCAGGGCCUCAAAACCUACUCCAACUGGCCCACCUACCCCCAGCUCUAUGUUUCUGGAGAGCUCAUAGGAGGACUUGAUAUAAUUAAGGAGCUAGAAGCAUCUAAAGAACUAGAUACAAUUUGCCCCAAAGCCCCCAAGUUAGAGGAAAGGCUCAAAGUACUGACAAAUAAAGCUUCUGUGAUGCUCUUUAUGAAAGGAAACAAACAGGAAGCUAAGUGUGGCUUCAGCAGACAGAUUCUGGAAAUACUAAAUAGUACUGGUGUUGAAUAUGAGACAUUUGAUAUCUUGGAGGAUGAAGAAGUUCGGCAAGGAUUAAAAACUUACUCCAAUUGGCCAACAUACCCUCAGCUGUAUGUGAAAGGAGAGCUUGUUGGAGGAUUGGACAUCGUUAAGGAACUGAAAGAAAAUGGUGAGUUGCUGCCUAUACUGAAAGGAGAAAAUUAAUAAACGUUAGACUUGGUGCCCAGCUGCUGCAAGAAAGACUUCACUCCAGUGGAGCAGUUCACGACUGAGUCCUCAGGAGAGGACUAGCUGUAGAAAAUGCUCGUCCCCAGCUGCACUUUGUGUAUUUCACAAGGUUGGGCCAAACACACGUAUGUGACGUUUUUUCCACCAAAAAUAGAAUGCAAUAAACACCUUCAAGUUCAGUU